Aphidius gifuensis is the source of this 973-nucleotide messenger RNA. RefSeq lists its product as uncharacterized. The transcript is spliced from 5 exons. Bases 143 to 529 code for a protein of 128 amino acids. Lineage: Eukaryota; Metazoa; Arthropoda; Insecta; Hymenoptera; Braconidae. The record is from RefSeq and is a predicted model, not a curated record.
AAAAAAAAAAAAGUAAACAAGCAAAAUUGUGAGAUUUUUUUCUUUAGUUUUUGGAAACUGAAAAAUCUCUCGUGUUGUUUGUUGAUUUAUUCAUUCGUGACAAAUUCGACAAUUUUAUUGUUAAAAAAAAAGAAAAAUCGACAUGGAGUCAAGUACAUCACGUGGUGACAGCCAGAUCCCUGAUGAUGUUGAAUCAAUGGAUUGCAAUGAUGAUGGACAAGCUCCAAUUAUUCAAGGUCAAGCUGGAGAACAAAAGUCAGAUGGUCAAGCUGGAGAAAAAAUAUCAGAUGAUCAAGCUGGAGGACAAAGACCUGCAGAUGCAGCUCUGUUGGAAAGUAUUCCUGAUGUAACAGAACAACCUGGAACAGGACGAUUGGCUGUUUCCAAUUCAACGUUAAAUACAAUGUUGAGCAAUCCAAGAAACGUAGAAGUGGAGAGACAACGUGCUAACGUUCGACAGAGAGUAACGCAGGAGGUACCAAAGUUACCUCGUGAGAGCUGGGUUAAAAUAGUGCCAAGACAACCAUAAAAAUAUAAUAACAAUAAUGAAAGACUGGUAGUGUCUGUUUCAAGUUAUUAACCAACAAAAAAGCUUCAUCUGAGCCUUUGUUGUAUCAACAACAACCACAACAGUAACAGCAGCAAAUUUCACAGCAACAACAAGCACAUUACACAAAAUGCAUCAUCAAACCAACAUUAUCAACACUGGUAUUUAGUUUCUGAUAAUCAACUCUCAAUUACACGACCACCACCCCCAACAAUCAACAGACCACCAGGUUUAAAUUAAAAAGUUAUUGUUAUUAAAUUUUUUUUUUUUGUUCUUGAGACUUCGAUUUAACUUUUUCCUCUUAUCGUAUUAAUACUUUUUUUUGUUCUCUUUAUAUGAAACUUAUCUACAUUUAAUAAGGUUUUUUCUUUUUAUUAUCAUUGUUUCACUGAAAUUCAAAUUGAAAUGUAAAUUUCAUGUAAAAAA